UAAGGACAGCUCGCAAAUUAAAAACACAAUCCGAUCUCAAGGAUCUCGGCCUUCGCACUUCGAUCAAUCGAUUCAAUCCCCCUCGAAAUCCAUUGAAUUUGUAUCCUUCUCCGUGAUUUGGUUUUCUUUGGAUUGGAUUCAUGGAGCAGAGGUAGAGGAGGACUAGUGAAGGAGAUCGAGAUUUGGGGAAGAUGGAAGGCCCGUCGGCGCCGGCUCUCCGACGGGAUCCGUAUGAAGUGCUGAGUGUUUCGAGGGAUUCAUCUGACCAGGAGAUCAAGACUGCUUAUCGGAAGCUGGCUCUCAAGUACCACCCUGACAAAAAUGUCAGCAAUCCUGAAGCUUCAGAGCUUUUCAAGGAAGUUGCAUAUUCAUAUAGCGUCUUAUCUGAUCCAGAGAAAAGAAGACAAUAUGACACUGCUGGUUUUGAGGCUUUGGAAAAUGAUGGCAUGGAUAUGGAGAUUGACUUAUCCAACCUUGGAACUGUUAACACAAUGUUUGCAGCACUGUUCAGCAAACUAGGUGUUCCUAUUAAAACAACCAUUUCAGCAAGUGUUCUUGAAGAGGCUUUAAAUGGAACAGUCACAGUUAGGCCUCUUCCUCUUGGGACAUCAGUCAGUGGAAAGGUUGAUAAGCAGUGCGCUCAUUUUUUUGGUGUAACAAUUAAUGAGCAACAAGCUCAGGCCGGAAUAGUGGUCAGGGCUAUAUCAUCUUCGCAUAGUAAAUUCAAGCUUCUUUACUUUGAACAAGAAGCAACUGGAGGUUAUGGAUUAGCCUUGCAGGAAGAUAGUGAGAAGACUGGCAAGGUGACCUCUGCUGGAAUGUAUUUUUUGCAUUUUCAAGUUUACAGAAUGGAUUCGACAGUGAACGCGUUAGCUAUGGCCAAAGACCCCGAUGCAGCUUUCUUCAAAAGAUUGGAAGGUCUCCAACCCUGUGAAGUUUCUGAAUUGAAGCCUGGCACUCAUAUUUUUGCUGUUUAUGGUGAUAACUUUUUUAAGCCUGCUGGGUAUACGAUCGAAGCUAUGUGUGCAAGGCCAUUUGAAGAUAUAACUGAGAAACUCAAGGAGAUCGAGAGCCAAAUUCUUAAAAAGAGGAAUGAUCUUCGCCAAUUCGAAACAGAAUACAGAAAAGCAUUGGCACGGUUUCAGGAAGUCACAAACAGAUACACCCAAGAAAAACAAGCUGUAGACGACUUGCUAAAACAUCGAGACAGUAUCCAUUCCUCAUUUACCACUGUAAGAACUAUCACUAAUUCCGGAGGCAGCACCAGCGGCAGCAGCAAAGCUCCUGACGACGAAGCUAGUAUUGGAAGCCCAAGAGAAGAUAAAACCCCGGACGGCCGGGAUAAAUCUUUCAAGAAGAAAUGGUUUAACCUCAAUCUAAGCAAGAAGGCCUGACAGGUACCAAAUAAAAAGAAAUUAUAAAAAUAGAAUGACGAUGAAAUGAGGAUCAUUGCGAAGUUUUUACUUUCUAGUAUCACACUUCAUUAGUUAAUUUCCGGGCGGUAAUCCAGAAAAUUCAACUAGUCUUCUGUUCAAAAUGUAAAUCAGUUAAAGGCUUCAACCUCCAUUUCAGAGAGUGAAAAAGAAGGGUUCAACCACAUUCAUACAUAAAUAUUUUUAUUGUAUCAUUGGAGAGGUAUUUUUCCUUAUUUAUGGUGGCUGAUACCUGAAUGAGCCCUGAAGAAAAAAAAAAAAUCUCAA
Molecule: messenger RNA, 1700 nt
Organism: Dioscorea cayenensis subsp. rotundata (Guinea yam)
Lineage: Eukaryota; Viridiplantae; Streptophyta; Magnoliopsida; Dioscoreales; Dioscoreaceae
Product: chaperone protein dnaJ 15
Exons: 11
Coding region: 192-1394 (400 amino acids)
Source: RefSeq, a predicted model, not a curated record